CUGUGGGCGCAGUCGCUCGGUGCAUGCUGGAGGAAACACACACUGCAGGUAUUUAGAUCCAAACGCAGACAACAGCGCAGCGCGCGCGGACAGGAUUUUCUCUCCGUCCGCGAGGUUAGGAGGAGGAGCGCGCGUUCUUACCGAGUGCAGCGAACAGGGAGCUCUCACUCCCACAAACUUUGUCGCUGCUUCUUGCGUUUUUCUAAAACUUACAAAUAUAUCCCACAUUUGGAUCUGACCGAUGCUCGGAGCUCGUGGUGUUGUUCCCGUUCUUCCUGCAGAGCCUCAGAUCCGGUUUCAAGCGCACCGGCAGUGAGAGAGGAUCCAACCGGGGAGUGGAAAUUACACGCAGAAAUGGAUUUAAUGUUGGAGUGAAAGUGCACAGUGUCUAAUGAUGGACUGCGUCUCCUGCAGGGAGGAAACACCUGAAAACGUCUGAGAGAGAUGGACUUGAACUUGGUCGUAAAUCUGACUUUGUGCAACCAAAUCUCAUCAACGACCAGGAGGCCGUGAGGUCGAGGAUGUGUUCGAAACCUCAGACUCUGCAGAGGUGUGAAGAUGGAGCCCUGACCUCAGGUGGUUACUCCACCUCAUAAUACUCACCUCACAGUUUCCUGGUUCUCUCGGUGUGGCGGUGAGAGACGUGGACGCUGUGAUUAGCGGGCCGAGCCCGACUGAACCUAUGGCAGAGAGACAGAACAGUACAGGUCCCCUUGUAUGACUCUACCAUGGACCAUAUCAUCUGCUGCCUGCUGGUCCUGGGAGCAACAGUGAUGAUCACUCAUGCAUGUCCCAAGUACUGUUCCUGCCAGAAUCUGUCCGAGUCUCUGGGGACAUUGUGUCCCUCCAAAGGCCUUCUCUUCGUGCCUCCAGACAUCGACCGCAGCACGGUCGAGCUCCGACUGGGAGGCAACUACAUCCUCCGCAUCACACAGCAGGACUUUGCCAACAUGUCGGACCUGGUGGACCUGACCCUCUCCAGGAACACCAUCAGCUACAUCCAGCCCUUCUCCUUCGGGGACCUGGAGACACUGCGGUCGCUUCAUAUGGACAAUAACCGCCUGACAGAGGUAGGCCCCGAUGACCUUCGAGGUUUGGUCAACCUGCAGCACCUCAUCGUGAACAAUAACCAACUGAGACGCGUUCAUGAGAAGGCCUUGGAGGACCUUGCACCGGCCCUGGAAGAUCUGGAUCUGUCUUAUAACAACCUGGUUUCUAUACCCUGGGACUCAGUGCGUCAGAUGAUUAACCUUCACCAGCUCAGUCUGGACCACAAUCUUUUGGACUUUAUUCCAGAGGGAACCUUUACCGACCUCGAAAGGCUUGCACGAUUGGACCUUACCUCGAAUCGCUUGCAGAAGUUACCACCUGACCCCAUCUUUGCCCGGGCCCAGGACUCCAUGAUCCUGACGACUCCUUACGCUCCUCAGCUGUCUCUGAGCCUGGGAGGGAAUCCUCUGCACUGUAACUGUGAGAUGCUGUGGCUGCGGAGGCUUGAGAGAGACGACGACCUGGAGACCUGUGCCUCCCCUCCUUCCCUGAAGGGUCGUUACUUUUGGAAUUUGAAGGAGGAGGAGUUCGUGUGUCAGCCUCCUCUCAUCACCCAGCAUACCCACAGGAUGCUUGUUUUGGAGGGGCAGACGGCCAGUUUGAGGUGUGAAGCAACCGGAGACCCUUCUCCCACCAUCCACUGGAUCUCCCCUGAUGACCGGCUGCUUGGUAACUCGUCCCGGACGUCAGUGUUCAGCAAUGGCACCCUGAGCAUCACCAUCACCACCUCCAAGGACUACGGCACCUUCACCUGCAUCGCUGCUAACGUGGCCGGAGAGUCCACCGCUCCUGUGGAAGUGUCGAUUGUCCAACUCCCCCACCUCAGCAAUGGAACCGGGCAGCCGUCUGCUCCAAAGUCCCGCCUCUCUGAUAUCACAGGGACUACAAGGAUCAGCAAGGGGGCUCCAAAGAACCAACCAGAGAAGACUGUGUCUGUGUCCGAGGUGACAGCUGUUUCAGCGCUGGUCACAUGGACAGUGAGCAAGUCAGCUCCCAAAGUGAAGAUGUACCAGCUCCAGUACAACUGUUCUGACGAUGAGGUGCUCAUCUACAGGAUGAUCCCCUCCUCCAGUAAAGCCUUCCUGGUCACUAACCUGGUGUCGGGGACUCGUUACGACCUGUGUGUGCUUGCCGCUUGGGACGACUCGGCCACUACCCUUACUGCCACCAACGUGGUGGGCUGCACCCACUUCUUCACCCAGGACGACUACGCGCAGUGCCAGUCUCUGCCCAGCCAGCUGCUGGGGGGCACCAUGAUCCUGGUGGUGGGGGGCAUCAUCGUUGCCACUCUGCUCGUCUUCAUCGUCAUCCUCAUGGUGCGUUACAAAGCUGCAGACGCCGACUCCCCCGCAGGGAAGCUGACCAACGUCAGCGAUACGCACUCCCAGACCAACGGCGGACGUCUGGGGCAGAACGGAAUCCUGAUGCCCCAGAAUCAGUCGCAGCCUCAGCCCGAGCCCAAGGUGAAGGCUAAGGUCACCCUGCAGGACGAGGUGGUGGAGUUUAAGUGCGGGUCCCUGCAGAGCAGCCUCACUUCAUCGUCCUCCUCCUCCUCGUCGGGCUCCUUGGCGGGCGGGUCCUACAGCCCGAACAGCGCCCUCGCAAACAUUUGGAGGUCGGCUCAGUCAAAGCCCCGGACCAACCUAGACCACCUCCUGGGGGCGUUCACCUCCCUGGACCUUCGGGGGGCGCAGGGCGGCGAGCUGGGGGCCUCCAGUAGCGCCUCGACCACAGCGGCGAGGAAACCGCGCACGGACAGGGAGCCUCUGCUGGGCCGGACUCUGGACUCCAGCCUAAGCCGGAUCCUCAUGCUCCCUCUGGACUCCAAACCGAGGAGGAGUCAGUCCUUCGACAUGGGGGACGUGCAGGGCUCCGGGGCCGCUCAGCUGAGCAACAAACGGCGCAGGAUCAGCAGCAUCUGGACUAGGCGGAGCCUGUCUGUGAACGGCAUGCUGCUGCAGUGCGAGGAGGAGGGGGACACGGGGGGGAGCAAGGGCACGUUGGACAGCGCCGACUGGGUGAUGGAGAGUACAGUGUAGGAGAGGAGGAGAGCGUGUACACACUGCCCCGACUCACCUCCACGCCAACACACGCCCGCUGGUCUCAGAGCAGAGCCUUCAUCCUGCAUGAAGCACACUCGUUUCAUCGCCCUCCUCCUCCUCCUCCUCCGCGCUCAGACUUGGAGACUCGACGAGACUCAAUGAGUCACAGUCACAGCCAAAUACAGACUUCAGGAGAAGAAGACCUUAACCUCUCACGCUGUACAGAGACGUUUUAACACGGCCAAUCAGCUGAAGGGAAAGCGGUGCUGUCCAAUACAGAAUUGUGCGCUCAUGCCCAUGGACUGUUAUUACCCUGUGUACAUUUAAAGUAUGUAAUGAAAUUAAGGUUUUAUAUUUUUUAUUUUGCUGGUCAAACACAACACUGGUCUCUGCCUUGACAAGCAUUAAGGCGCGUCUGGGUUCAAAUAUAAAAUGUUCUGCUGUAAAUUCAUCCUCAUCUCAGUGACCUCCUGAUGCAGUUUAUCUUCUGACUGAACGGUGCAGUAUAAAUAUAAAUAUAAAUAUAUAUAAGUGUAGAUGUGAUGCUUAAACUUUAAGACAAAAGAUUUAUUGACAAAGCUGUAUGUGAAUAUAUUUACUUUCUAUCAGAGUAUAUAUUUGAGGGGGUCACUCGGUAAUUCUGUUUGCUGAACAUUUGAAAUUUCAUGUGACUGCAAAGAUUUUACAAACAUUAUCUUCUGCUCUUUGUCUGCACUCUAGAGACUCAGUUCAAUGUUUAAAAAAAUGCCAAAUUAUUCGAGAGGAAACUGGUGCAAGAGGAAGGAUAAUCAAUGCCUGUGUGUUCGUGUACAUUAGAUCUGUUUGGUUUGGACAAAUGUUUUUUCAGGGUUUUAUAACUCAAUUUUAAAACAUAAAAUAUAAAAAAGGGAACCCUCUUUUUGUUACAACACAUAACAUGCAAGCAAACAUUUUCUUCCAUACUGCUGAAACUUCAUAUUCAGGGUGCUAUGACAAACGUUAGAGGAUAACUCUGGGUGCAGGAUUAGCAUAAUAACAACACAGUUGUCACUUAAGUUUAGCUACUUUCUGGAAACAGCCGCACGACUAUAACUAAACAAAAUUGUGAGGAAGC
Molecule: messenger RNA, 4185 nt
Organism: Labrus mixtus (cuckoo wrasse)
Lineage: Eukaryota; Metazoa; Chordata; Actinopteri; Labriformes; Labridae
Gene: lrfn2b
Product: leucine rich repeat and fibronectin type III domain containing 2b
Exons: 6
Coding region: 729-3089 (786 amino acids)
Cellular component (GO): cell surface; postsynaptic density membrane
Molecular function (GO): protein binding
Source: RefSeq, a predicted model, not a curated record